Emys orbicularis (European pond turtle) is the source of this 1821-nucleotide messenger RNA. It is a transcript of the gene SLC2A12, whose product is annotated as solute carrier family 2 member 12. Gene Ontology annotation, biological process: circulatory system development; D-glucose transmembrane transport. The transcript is spliced from 5 exons. The coding region runs from base 1 to 1821 and encodes 606 amino acids. The record is from RefSeq and is a predicted model, not a curated record. Gene Ontology annotation, cellular component: membrane. Gene Ontology annotation, molecular function: symporter activity. Lineage: Eukaryota; Metazoa; Chordata; Testudines; Emydidae.
AUGGUACCUGUGCAGAAUGCGGAGGACCUCAACCAGCAAUGCAGGAAAAUGAGAACAGGAGAGAGUGAUGAUAACAGAGGCGACAGCAGCAGCAACGCCGACCUACACAAGCUUCCUACUCAGACAGGAUGCGGAACGUUUACUUUUCUGUCAUCUGCCAUUGCUGCCAUCAGUGGAUUCCUAAUGGGUUAUGAACUGGGACUCAUCUCUGGGGCUCUUCUUCAGCUAAGCAGUAUACUAGCACUUUCUUGCAAACAACAGGAAAUAGUCGUAAGCUCCCUCCUCAUUGGGGCCUUACUAGCCUCACUUACUGGUGGAUUCCUAAUAGACCGAUUUGGAAGGAGAAUUGCGAUUAUUAUAGCAUCUUGUUUACUUGUACUGGGAAGCCUGAUCUUGAUACUCAGUACAUCAUAUGGCAUACUUAUUGUAGGACGGAUUGCUAUUGGCAUUUCAAUAUCAUUAUCCUCAAUUGCAACAUGUGUAUAUAUCGCUGAGAUAGCCCCACAGCAUAGAAGAGGCCUGCUUGUAUCAUUAAAUGAACUUAUGAUUGUGAUUGGCAUUCUUUUUGCCUACAUUUCAAAUUAUGUGUUCGCCAAUGUUUCCCAUGGCUGGAAGUAUAUGUUUGGCCUUGUGAUACCAAUAGGUGCCUUGCAAGCUAUUGCCAUGUAUUUCCUUCCACCGAGUCCUCGGUUUCUUGUUAUGAAAGGUAGUGAUGAAGCUGCUAGCAAGGUACUGGGAAGGCUAAGGGCAACUUCAAAUACUGCUGAAGAACUCACUGUGAUCAAGUCUUCUUUGAAAGAUGAACAUCAGUACAGUUUCUUGGACCUGUUUCGUUCAAAAGACAACAUGAGAGCCCGAAUGCUAAUAGGCCUCACGCUAGUGUUUUUUGUGCAAACAACAGGGCAGCCAAACAUUUUAUUUUAUGCAUCCACUGUUUUGAAGUCAGUUGGGUUCCAGAGCAAUGAAGCAGCUAGCUUGGCCUCGACUGGAGUUGGAGUGGUUAAAGUGGUUAGUACAAUCCCAGCCACUGUUUUUGUGGAUCAAGUUGGAAGCAAAACCUUUCUGUGUAUUGGUUCUUCUAUUAUGGCAGUGUCACUGGUCACCAUGGGAUUGGUGAAUCUUAAUAUACACAUGAAUUUCACUAAUAUCUGUAGAAACCAGUUCCUGGAAGAUUCCAUUUUUCAUGGACCAGGAAACGUGAGUGCCAGCAAUGAGAGUCUCAAGGAGCAGUUUGCUGGUAUGCCUUCCCAGGGCAGAACAUCACUAACCACGCUGAGAAAAUUUGAAAUUGCUAAGGAGGAGGAGCAGAACAGCACAGCCUUGGCAGGAGGAAGGACCUCUGCAGCAAGCCAAACAGCAUCCCACAUAGUAAUAGACACUGUGGAAGUUCCAGCUGCUCUGAAAUGGCUGUCUUUGGCCAGCUUGCUUGUUUAUGUUGCUGCUUUUUCCAUAGGUCUUGGACCAAUGACCUGGCUAGUGCUGAGUGAAAUUUUCCCUGGUGGGAUCAGAGGACGGGCCAUGGCUUUAACCUCUAGCAUGAACUGGGGUAUAAAUCUCCUCAUCUCCUUGACAUUUUUGACUGUAACUGACCUAAUUGGUCUGCCAUGGGUGUGUUUCAUUUACUCAAUAAUGAGUCUAGCAUCACUGGCUUUCAUCAUUGUGUUUAUACCAGAGACAAAGGGAUGCUCUUUAGAGCAAAUAUCCAUGGAACUAGCUAAACAGAAGUAUACAAAGAGCUCCAUUUGUUGGAUGGGCCAACAUAGAGAGAAACUAGUGCCAAUAGAACUUCCGAAGAGAGAUCAUCAUGAGCCGUUCUACUAG